Ruditapes philippinarum (Manila clam) is the source of this 1386-nucleotide messenger RNA. Its product is annotated as peripheral plasma membrane protein CASK-like. Gene Ontology annotation, cellular component: cytoplasm; neuron projection. The transcript has 12 exons. The record is from RefSeq and is a predicted model, not a curated record. Bases 46 to 1386 code for a protein of 446 amino acids. Gene Ontology annotation, biological process: protein phosphorylation. Gene Ontology annotation, molecular function: calmodulin binding; calcium/calmodulin-dependent protein kinase activity; ATP binding. Lineage: Eukaryota; Metazoa; Mollusca; Bivalvia; Venerida; Veneridae.
UGUAAAGUUUAAACAUUUAACACGCGUAUUUUAUAAUUUUCAGGUAUGGCGGAGGAGGAGAUAUUGUUUGAUGAUGUUUACGAGCUCCAAGACGUCAUCGGAAAGGGUCCAUUCAGUAUAGUACGGAGAUGUUUACACAGAGACUCGAGGAAACAGUUUGCUGUGAAGAUUGUAGAUGUUGCCAAAUUUACCUCAAGUCCUGGCCUAAGUACAGAAGAUUUGAAAAGGGAGGCAAGCAUAUGUCACAUGUUAAAACAUCCUCAUAUUGUGGAACUAUUAGAGACAUAUAGUUCUGAUGGCAUGCUGUACAUGGUGUUUGAAUAUAUGGAUGGGGCUGACUUAUGUUUUGAGAUAGUGAAGCGAGCAUCUGCAGGCUUUGUGUACAGUGAAGCAGUUUCUAGCCACUAUAUGAGACAGAUUUUGGAAGCCCUGCGAUAUUGUCAUGCAAAUGGAAUCAUCCACAGGGAUUUGAAACCACAUUGUGUCUUACUAGCUUCUACAGAAAACUCCGCCCCUGUGAAAAUAGGAGGGUUUGGUGUUGCUGUACAACUUCCAGAGGGUGGACAGAUUUCUGGAGAUGUAGUCAUCAACCAUAACCUUGACCUUUGGUUGGAAUUACGUGAAGAUCGUGUUGGUCGUAUAGGUACACCACAGUUUAUGGCCCCUGAAGUUGUGAAGCGGGAACCCUAUGGGAAGCCAGUGGAUGUAUGGGGCUGUGGAAUUAUGUUGUUUAUACUGCUGUGUGGGUAUCCCCCAUUUAUGGGAACAAAAGAACGUCUUGCAGAUCUCAUUGUACAGGGGAAAUAUCAUAUGCGGGAAAAACAAUGGAUAACAAUUUCUCCAGAAGCCAAAGAUCUUGUGUCAAGAAUGUUGGAGGUUGAUGCUGAACAAAGAAUAACUAUUGAAGAGGCACUUGCUCAUCCAUGGAUCAAGGAGAGAUCUAAAAUAUCUAAAAGUCAUUUGACAGAAACUGUGGAAGAACUGAAGAAAUUUAACGCAAGAAGAAAAUUAAAGGGUGCUAUAAUGGCAGCAGUAUCAAGUACGAAGUGGACAGGUUUCUACAAUGAUCCACCACAUCCCGAACUUAAUGAAGAGGAUAUAACUAGCACUGGAGCAGUGUCCCAGGUUCUGGAUUCUCUAGAAGAGAUAACGUGUCUUGUUGACUGUACGAGCGGAGAAGGCGAGUUUCUCGAGGAAGUGCUGGAAGAUACCAAACUUCACAACCUGCUGAAUUUGAUGAGGACUGGCCAUUCUCACCAGUAUUUGACCACUUCAGUCUAUAUAUCCAUGAAGAAUAGCCAGAUACUGUGCAGUGAAGCUGACUCCCUCAGUUCUGGCAUUUUGAUACUGAAAUCUGUGUUAUAUAAAUAUGAGCCGACAGAGUGA